Molecule: messenger RNA, 13064 nt
Organism: Homo sapiens (human)
Lineage: Eukaryota; Metazoa; Chordata; Mammalia; Primates; Hominidae
Gene: DDHD1
Product: DDHD domain containing 1
Exons: 15
Coding region: 226-3051 (941 amino acids)
Biological process (GO): phosphatidylinositol metabolic process
Cellular component (GO): cytoplasm
Molecular function (GO): glycerophospholipid phospholipase A1 activity; metal ion binding
Source: RefSeq, a predicted model, not a curated record
ACCGCCUACGUCGGGCUGCGUGACAAUGGGGCCGGCGGCAGAACGCAGCUGCGGCGGCUGCGGGUCUCGUGGGGGCGGAGCGGUCGCCGCUGCCGCCGCAGCUCGGGUCGGGAUUUGAAAGAUUAGAAACUUCGGGUGGAGAGGGCGGCGGCGUUGAAUGUGUGGCGGAAGCGCUGGGGGUCACGGCUCCGCGCGCCGCCGGACAGCCGGCGGCGUCUCCACAGCAUGAAUUACCCGGGCCGCGGGUCCCCACGGAGCCCCGAGCAUAACGGCCGAGGCGGCGGCGGCGGCGCCUGGGAGCUGGGCUCAGACGCGAGGCCAGCGUUCGGCGGCGGCGUCUGCUGCUUCGAGCACCUGCCCGGCGGGGACCCGGACGACGGCGACGUGCCCCUGGCCCUGCUGCGCGGGGAACCCGGGCUGCAUUUGGCGCCGGGCACCGACGACCACAACCACCACCUCGCGCUGGACCCCUGCCUCAGUGACGAGAACUAUGACUUCAGCUCCGCCGAGUCGGGCUCCUCGCUGCGCUACUACAGCGAGGGUGAGAGCGGCGGCGGCGGCAGCUCCUUGUCGCUGCACCCGCCGCAGCAGCCUCCGCUGGUCCCGACGAACUCGGGGGGCGGCGGCGCGACAGGAGGGUCCCCCGGGGAAAGGAAACGUACCCGGCUUGGCGGCCCGGCGGCCCGGCACCGCUAUGAGGUAGUGACGGAGCUGGGCCCGGAGGAGGUACGCUGGUUCUACAAGGAGGACAAGAAGACCUGGAAGCCCUUCAUCGGCUACGACUCGCUCCGCAUCGAGCUCGCCUUCCGGACCCUGCUGCAGACCACGGGUGCCCGGCCCCAGGGCGGGGACCGGGACGGCGACCAUGUGUGCUCCCCCACGGGCCCAGCCUCCAGUUCCGGAGAAGAUGACGAUGAGGACCGCGCCUGCGGCUUCUGCCAGAGUACGACGGGGCACGAGCCGGAGAUGGUGGAGCUUGUGAACAUCGAGCCUGUGUGCGUGCGGGGCGGCCUCUACGAGGUGGAUGUGACCCAAGGAGAGUGCUACCCGGUGUACUGGAACCAGGCUGAUAAAAUACCAGUAAUGCGUGGACAGUGGUUUAUUGACGGCACUUGGCAGCCUCUAGAAGAGGAAGAAAGUAAUUUAAUUGAGCAAGAACAUCUCAAUUGUUUUAGGGGCCAGCAGAUGCAGGAAAAUUUCGAUAUUGAAGUGUCAAAAUCCAUAGAUGGAAAAGAUGGCAGUGGGAUCAACUAUUCUGUUGUCUACCACCUCCCUCCCUUCUCCCUCCCUUCUCUGUUCAAAUGGAGAAGAUAUAAGGAGAGUACAGAUGCGACAGGUCUUAAACGAAAGCAUUCCCAAGCUGUUCAUAGUUUCAAGUUGAGUCGAAACCAUGUGGACUGGCACAGUGUGGAUGAAGUAUAUCUUUAUAGUGAUGCAACAACAUCUAAAAUUGCAAGAACAGUUACCCAAAAACUGGGAUUUUCUAAAGCAUCAAGUAGUGGUACCAGACUUCAUAGAGGUUAUGUAGAAGAAGCCACAUUAGAAGACAAGCCAUCACAGACUACCCAUAUUGUAUUUGUUGUGCAUGGCAUUGGGCAGAAAAUGGACCAAGGAAGAAUUAUCAAAAAUACAGCUAUGAUGAGAGAAGCUGCAAGAAAAAUAGAAGAAAGGCAUUUUUCCAACCAUGCAACACAUGUUGAAUUUCUGCCUGUUGAGUGGCGGUCAAAACUUACUCUUGAUGGAGACACUGUUGAUUCCAUUACUCCUGACAAAGUACGAGGUUUAAGGGAUAUGCUGAACAGCAGUGCAAUGGACAUAAUGUAUUAUACUAGUCCACUUUAUAGAGAUGAACUAGUUAAAGGCCUUCAGCAAGAGCUGAAUCGAUUGUAUUCCCUUUUCUGUUCUCGGAAUCCAGACUUUGAAGAAAAAGGGGGUAAAGUCUCAAUAGUAUCACAUUCCUUGGGAUGUGUAAUUACUUAUGACAUAAUGACUGGCUGGAAUCCAGUUCGGCUGUAUGAACAGUUGCUGCAAAAGGAAGAAGAGUUGCCUGAUGAACGAUGGAUGAGCUAUGAAGAACGACAUCUUCUUGAUGAACUCUAUAUAACUAAACGACGGCUGAAGGAAAUAGAAGAACGGCUUCACGGAUUGAAAGCAUCAUCUAUGACACAAACACCUGCCUUAAAAUUUAAGGUUGAGAAUUUCUUCUGUAUGGGAUCCCCAUUAGCAGUUUUCUUGGCGUUGCGUGGCAUCCGCCCAGGAAAUACUGGAAGUCAAGACCAUAUUUUGCCUAGAGAGAUUUGUAACCGGUUACUAAAUAUUUUUCAUCCUACAGAUCCAGUGGCUUAUAGAUUAGAACCAUUAAUACUGAAACACUACAGCAACAUUUCACCUGUCCAGAUCCACUGGUACAAUACUUCAAAUCCUUUACCUUAUGAACAUAUGAAGCCAAGCUUUCUCAACCCAGCUAAAGAACCUACCUCAGUUUCAGAGAAUGAAGGCAUUUCAACCAUACCAAGCCCUGUGACCUCACCAGUUUUGUCCCGCCGACACUAUGGAGAAUCUAUAACAAAUAUAGGCAAAGCAAGCAUAUUAGGGGCUGCUAGCAUUGGAAAGGGACUUGGAGGAAUGUUGUUCUCAAGAUUUGGACGUUCAUCUACAACACAGUCAUCUGAAACAUCAAAAGACUCAAUGGAAGAUGAGAAGAAGCCAGUUGCCUCACCUUCUGCUACCACCGUAGGGACACAGACCCUUCCACAUAGCAGUUCUGGCUUCCUCGAUUCUGCAUAUUUCAGACUUCAAGAAUCGUUCUUUAAUCUCCCACAACUUCUUUUUCCGGAAAAUGUAAUGCAGAAUAAAGAUAAUGCCCUCGUGGAGUUGGAUCACAGGAUUGAUUUUGAACUCAGAGAAGGCCUUGUGGAGAGCCGCUAUUGGUCAGCUGUCACGUCGCAUACUGCCUAUUGGUCAUCCUUGGAUGUUGCCCUUUUUCUUUUAACCUUCAUGUAUAAACAUGAGCACGAUGAUGAUGCAAAACCCAAUUUAGAUCCAAUCUGAACUCUCUUGAAGGACAUGAAUGGCCUAAAACUGAUUUUUUUUUUUUCCGUUAAAAUGUGUGUGUCAAGAUACGGAGAUUUCAGGGUUAAAGUAUAUUUCAGUUUUCUUUAGGGCAACAUAUAUUUGAAUUUAAAAGCACUUUAUUUAAAAAAAAAAGAAGUUUUCAGUUCUGAAGAAGUCAUUUACAGUUUGCAUCAUUUUAAUUAUGAGUCUGACAAAACCUUCUCCAGAGAAUCAAGCAAGACCUGGAUGUGAAGAAGGUUUGGGUAAACUGCAUGUAAAGGCUACAAAUCACAAUCUGAUUCCUCCCAAAUAUAAAGGCAUAUGGAACAUAAUGUAUUAACCAAAGUAUGUUAUAAAUCAAAAAUGGUCAAGGUUCAGCAUAUUCUAUAUGAAGAUCACAAGGUGGUAUCGUUUUAGAUUUCUAUGAAGGCUUUCAUUUGUACAUCCCUUUGAAAAAAUAUAACAGAUUUAAAAUGUUUUGAAUUUAACUUGUUUAGAAAAACUAAUGCUUAAAACAAUAUUUGAACUACUGUAUUUAUAAUUUAUUACCUCUAAUUGCUUUAUUUCAGUGUAUGAGACAUUACUGUUUUAAUGUUUGCUUUGAACAUAAUUUAAGAACCAGAUUUAUUUUCUAUAGUGAUAAACCCUUUUUUCUCAGAACUCCAUCUUUGUACUCUUCAGAUGAAUAUAUAGACACUGUGGCAUACAUUUUUUUUCAUUAAAAACUUAUGGCUUCAUACAACACUAGUUCAAUUUUUUAAAUAAACUUUUUAUUAUGUUACAUGUACUUCAGAGAAAGCUAAAGUUUCUCUAAACUUGACACGGAGUACUCCAUAAUGGGUACAUUUCAUUAGCUUUAUUAGAAAACUAGUAAAUGCUUUUGAAUAGGUAGUAUGACAGCUAUUUUAAAUGUAUAAACAUUUGUGUGCCAAACAACAUAUAUGAAGGGAUGUGAUGCCACUAACUAGUGCACAUUGUUUCUCAAUGUGCCAUUGAGACACAAGGCACAGUAAGUCAGGAUUCUGAGGCAUUGGAAGGGUUUUCUUCAGCUGUAAUUGUUUCCACAGUGCUUUUCAUCUGAGGGGCUCAAAGUUUAAGAGUGCAUUCAAUAACCCAUGUACUAGCUUCUUGAGGUAAGUAAAUAAAUCUUGUUCUCAUGUUACAUGUUAAUACACCAAGGCACCAAAACAUUUAAAGUGCCAUGAAUUAGAUUACAUCAGAAAUCAGAAAAGCUUGGAUUGAGCUAGUCACCGUGGUUCACGCCUGUAAUCCCAACACUUCGGGAGGCCAAGAUGGGAGGAUCUCUUGAGCCCAGGAUUUCAAGACCAGCUUGGGCAACAUAGUGAGACCCUCUUCUCUGCAAAAACUGACAAAAAUUAGCCACUUGUAGUGGUGUACACCUGUAGUCCCAGCUACUCAAGAGGCUGAGGUGGGAGGAUCACCCGAGCCCAGAAGUUCAAAGCUGCAGUGAGCUCUGAUCACACCAAUGCACUCCAGCCUGGGUGACAGAGCCAGACCCUGUCUCUAAAAAACAAAAAAGAAAAGCUUGGGUUGAAGCCAGGCCAUAUUCUUUUAUAUGCUGUUCAAUGACUUGAUUCACAUGUGACCUUUUAGUAGUUUGCAAACAAUAAUAACAGAAGUUGCAAUUCAUAAUUCAGAGAAAUGACCAUGAAGCCGGUGUUUCCCUGCUUGAUUUCUAUGUUCUUGGAUUCUCACACAAAAGAGGAGUUACCUAGAGGGGAUCAGUAGCCAUCCCUGUUGCACACAACCCUCACUUCUGAGUGGUUUCCACUAGGUUCCACUUAAGGUGCUGUCUUUUCUUAACUUGCAAGGAAUUGCUUAGCUUCCCAAUAAUCAUUGUCAAACUGGGAGCAAAGUUGGUCAGCUGUAUCUCUCACCUCCUCCUUUCUUCAUAAGAUAGUAGAAUCUGUGGCUUACUUGUAGGUUUUACUUAGUGCUUCAGUACUGUUGGCUGUUUUGGCCUUUUGCUGAAUUUGCACAACAACAUAAAGCACUUCUUUUUAAUGUUUAAAAAAAAUUCCAAGGCUCCAUGACCAAGUAUGUGACUCACUAAGAAACCCUUGCUAUAAAAGGCUUUUGAUGAAAUCUUAGCAAAGCUAAAUUAUCUCUAACUUAGAGAUUCCUAUGAACUCAGGUCAUUUUCAUAGCCUGUUUAUUUUGUAGGUCUAAUUUAGUUCUCAGGAAAAUUAAACUCAUGCUAUAUGACUGUAUCGUUAAAGGUACUUGAGCGUAUGUUGCUGUAGGUGGUAUGACACUCAAAUGCAUAAGAACUUGAAGGGAUUUAUUCUUAACCACUAGAAUAUGAAGAGCCCUUUUUACCUGAGAAGAGUGAAAUUAUGUCAGACCUUUUAAUUUGAUAUCACUGAGUAAAAGGUAUGUUCCUAUAGCCAUAGGAAUAUGUCUGCUUCCUUUUUUUCAUGUUGAGAAAACAGUCAAAUUUAACCAUUUGGAGUUUAUUUGAAUUCUUGGAAAGAGCAAUAUUCAAAACCUUUUCAAAAAUAAGAUAUUCUGGACUACUGGAUGGAUGUUUUGUUUUCAGUUCAUUUUUCAUCAGUAGAGAUGGUGAUUUCGGUUUUGUAGUAUCCUUGUUUCUAUGUCUGUGCAUGUUAACAUUGGAUGUAUUUGUAUAUACUUAAUUAAUAUACAGACUGUGUGUCAUUCUGGCUUGAUUAGAAGCUAAGUCAGUUACUGAGUAACAUUUUGCAACUUUAUUCCAGCAAGUACUAAAUCGGCCAAAAAAAGUUUUGUUUUUGAUACCAUUAAAAUUUUAUUCUCUAUUUUGUGUACAUGCUAUGAUGAUUCUCCCAAGUACUGAUUAGAUCACUGAACUUUAGUUAGCUUCCCAAGAAUUAUUAACCGUUAGAAUAAGACUUAGAUUAAAUCUUGCUUUAUUUUUACUUUAAAAUUAGUCUUGCUAAGGCCUUAUGUUAGUUCAUACUUUCUUUUCAACAGUAAUCUUGUUUAUAAUCCAGUGUUUCUGUGUUUUAGGACAUAAUUUAAAAAUAUACUGGAUUUUGGCCAGGUGUGGCAGCUCAUGCCUGUAAUCCCAGCACUUUGGGAGGCCAAGCAGGGAAGAUUACUUGAGCCCAAGAGUUGAAAACCAACCUGGACAACAUGGUGAAACCCAGACUCUACAAAAAAUGCAAAGAUUAGCUGGGUGUGUUGGCAGACGCCUGUGGUCCCAGCUACUCAGGAGGCUGAGGUCGGUAGGACUGCAUGAUUCCGGGAGGUCAAGGCUUCAGUGAGCCAAGAUUGCACCACUGCACUCCACCUUGGGUGACAGAGCUGGACACUGUAUCCAAAAAAAAAAAGUAUGUAUUUACACACACACACACACACACACACACACACUGGAUGUUCUAAUAACUGCUCUUUUGUAUGUGAAGCAAGCCUUAGGAAUCUUACGUUUUACUUCUUUCUGUUAAACGGCAUCUGUUAUCUUUUGAAGUACUCACACUGAACAUGCUUCAUGCUGAAUACUCACGCUAAAGGCCUCAGACAUGUAAACAUUCAUCCUUAGUCUCUUUUUUCUCUGUUUUCUCAUUGGGAGCUGAAGCAUCCUAGUCUGCAGAAAAUUUAACACACCAUAUUCCAGCUUUGCAUCACCUAGACAGUAGACAAAAGGAAAAGAAAUUGUCAGUACCGUAUCACAGCUAGUGCCUCUGUUCAUUCCAGUGAUAGUACAUGAGCCCCUUCCAGUGGAGUCAGAUCAAGCCAAAAGAUUUUCCUGUAAAGUCUGUAGUAGAAGACAAAUUUCUUUUUGAUCCAUUAGAUUGGUAUUUCUAUCUUCUCAGCUAAUUAAUGAGUAAGGCAUGUGGACAAUCGAGAAAACUAAUUUGAGUGUAUGUAUUAAAAUUGCUCUUCUAAAAACACGUAAAAUAUUAAAGAUCAAGGCAGAGCAAAAAAGAACGUAGCAAUCAUAUACUAGAAAAAGAAACUAAGUUUUGCUAAACUAUGUUUGGGUUAGUUGACCUCUGUAGCUAUUCUAAAGUUUUCUAUCCCUUAUCUGUAUUCCGCUGUCAUUCCUGUGCCUCAAGCCUCUGCCAGGAAUCUGAUGGUACUCUGGCUGAACUUAAAACAUAAGAAUCUCAAAGGUCUCAUUUAGUAAAUGUUAGUGCUAAGUUGGUGACAGCCUGGGUUAUAUGCUUUCUCUUUCAGUCUUCAGUAGAUGCUUGUGAUAGUUUUCAAAGAACUGUAAAAUUUCCGGGUCUGUACAGAUUUUUAGAGAUCAUUUAAUCCAACCCUGUUACAGUAUCAUGUCAGCAUUUAAAUAGCAGUAAAGGUCAUGAAAAGUGAAGUGAAAGGCAGCAAACUCCAUGAAAAACUAAAUACAGUGACAACUGAGGGAAGUGGUAAAGUAAAAAAAUAUUAAUGAUGGAAUUUUAAAGCUGGAAGGGGCAUAGAGACCAUUCUUUUCUCAAUAAUAUUCUGCAAAUAUUAACAGGUGUCAUGUCAGAAACUAAGUUUAGGAAUUGACAAAUUCAAAAAUCUCCCUUACAGCAGGGCUUUGAGAGCCUUUGCUACACUAAAUGCUCUGUGAAUCUAUCUGGUGCUGCGUGGGGGCCUCCAAAUUUAUUUAACCAUAUUUUUUAAUUUGGCAUUUACCUAGAGAAAUGCUAUCACAUUUAAUUCCUUCGUUUUACAGUUUCACCUCCUCAUGUGAUUCCUUCAUUUUGUAAGUGACCGAUUCCACCCUAUACAAUCACAUGGCCAAUGAAUGACAGUCAGAAUUAGAACCUAGUCCCCUGAUUCCCAACCAUGUCUUAUACCAGACUGUUUCCCCUAAUCGAUAGGAAACUACUCCUAAAGGGCAGAAACUGCCUCUCUUUGUUUUUGUCCCCCAACCUCCCCUCCACACAUACACCUCUGUAAUCUGAUGCUUUAAGCUCAGAUUAAAGCAUCAGCAAGCUUUAAUCUGACACAUGGCCGUAGGCUUGAGUUAGCAGUUGGUCCCUUCUUUCUUCCAGACUCUCAUAAGAGUACCCUAUCAGGUCUGGACAGACUUCCGUUUAUGCCUCAGAUUCAAAAUACCCAGGAAAAAGAAGAAGAAAUACAAAACAACAAAAAGAAAAUCAAGAAAAAAAUAAGAUAUCCAGGAAAUAUUUUGUUAGUUUUCUAUUCUGGUGACAAAUGCAAACUUAAGGAAACAAGUUGCACAGUGUUAACUAAUGUUUAACAUUCCUUUCCAUAGUGUUUAUGUGGGCCUUUUAUCAAUUCAUGACAAAUAGGUCACCUCCAAAACUGUUCCAACAUAGGUUAACUCAGAAAUUUAAAAUUUAAGUACUAUCCUUUUUGGAGACUAUGAGAAGAGUUUUUACUAUUGUGUUUUGUUUUGUUUUUUGGUGUGUGUGUGUAUGUAUGUGCAUUCCCCAAAAAUAGUCCAUUGGCAGAUUGUUAGGGUGAACUUUUCCUCUGCCUUUGUGUUUGUAUAAGGGCGGGUGCAUGCUUAGUAUUGUCUGCUACCUUAUGGUUUUUCAUUUAUAUGUAACAUGGUACAACUUGCUUCCUCCCCACCCAACAGUUGUCAGGAUAUGUUGGGGAAUAUUCUUUAGGAAGAUUACAUCUGGUCUUCUGUUGGAGUAAGAUGAAAAACAAGUAUGUUAACACUUGACCUUUACUGCUUUCUCCUGGAAGACAUUGAAUAUCUAGGAGCGUCACUCAUACCUUCCCUUGACUGUACCCACACCCACUGCGGUCCCUGCUUGAUCUCUCAAACUUUUUGUUUCCCUUUGAGCUUCAUGACAAAAAAUUAUAACCAUUUUCUGGUUCUAAGGCUGCCAUAAUCCCAACUUUGCCAGUAAGAAGAUGGAGAAUUUUUGCUCAUAGGGACAUUUCUCAGAAGCAGCUGGCACCAUAACUCUCCUGAGACCCUUGUUUCCUUUCUUUCAGCUCCUAUGACUUCUUAUGUUCACUCUCUCUAACACUACUAAAUGUUGUCAAUGACUGCAAUCACAACUCUUUGAAGGCAGGCUUUUUCUUUUCCUUUGUUACCUCUUAUUUUCAAUAGCCAAAGCAGGUUAGUUUUCUCAGAAUCUUCAGUUUUACUGAAGCAUGCAUUAUUUCUGUUUUCUCUCUGCAGUGAUCAGUUUGGAUGACAGAAACUUUAAACUUUUAUUCUGGCAUUGUCCAGUUCUGAUUUUCUCAGCUGGAACUGGUGCAUGCACAUUUAAUAAUUUCAAAGAAGUGAGAGGUAAAUGUUUUCUCCUGCAUUAUACUGUGUUUCUCUAGCUGAAUUGAUCCGUUUGUUAUCUUGCUCACCCGAAACAAGUAGUUGUGCCCUACAGUGAGCAACCUCAGACUAGGCUGUUCUAAGCAUUCUGGAGAAAAUAAUCCUCAUCAUACAGUUUGUGGUAACUCUUCCAAAAAGUUUAUGAAAAUUGAAAGAUCUCCCUAUGCAUCAGCUGUGGCUGCCACAUUCCGUUCUACUAGGAAGGCUAGUGGCCACAACUCCCUCUAGAACAUCAGAGGAUAAAGUACACUUAUAUAUUAGAAAAGACAGGCAUAUUCUGAUUAUGGUUCAUUCACAAUUUCUCAGUCCAGGGUUCAGUCAGUGACCAUAGCUCUGAGGUCUUCAGGCUAACUCCAAGAACCCGUGCCAGAUAGAAACCUACUCCUACUACCUUUCCACUCACCUUCCCAUUCCCCCACCUUUGCUACCAAAGUGACUUUAAAAGUCGAGUUUUAGGUGUUUGUUUUUUUAACAGUCUAGGAAUUUCAGUGCAAUUCCGUGAGGUGGUGCUGACCUUAGAUGAGAAAUACGUGGCCAGGCUAUAAGGACUACAUGUAGAAUUGAGAUGGGACAGUGUACGUAUGGACUGUGAGGGGAAAGAAAAGGUAAAUGUGUGAAAGGAAAGAGAUUGGUGCAUGGUCAUGACAGUCUGACAGCUUAGACAUUUCAGAGGCAUUGUUUAUGAGAAAGGGGAUAGGGACACAUAGGUCUGAUGACAACCAAAGCCCUUUGAUGAUGCCAUCUGUCACUCAAGGCUCCCCACAGCCUGCCCAACCUGACUCUCCUGCCUGCUUCUCCACUGCCUACCUUCAACAAUCAAACUAUAUUUUUGUUACAGCAAACUACAUUCCAUUUGCCUUUAAAUGCUUGCAUUUUAGUUAUUGUACUGGCUACCUGUUUUUGUCUGCCCAGCAUCCUGUUUCCCCUCCUUUUGGAUCCUCUCCUAGCCAAUUCCAUGUCUUGAAUCCUUUCCUGCUCCUUGUUAAAAUUAUUUUCUGCUUUGUGUGAGUCCCUGUAAGCACCAGCAGCUCAAUCAGCACUGUCUGUACCAUGGUCAAGAGAUGAGUACAUGACUCAGGUCAGACCUUAUUUCCCACCCCAUAAGCCACAAUGAUUAGACAAGAAAUAGGCACAGAACCCUAACUAGAUAGGGCAGAAGCCUUCCAUAGGAUUUUAUUUGCUGGCCCUGAAAUGCAGGUAGCCUUCUAUGGCUGUUAAACACAAUCCAGUGGCACAUGGGGUGAUAUGAGGAUGGAGCCAUCCAUGGCAAAACUCCACCCUUUCCUGUGACAUGGAUUAUGUGCAUCUGCCAUGAAAAGGAAGCAUACACAAGAAAUGAGCCAAGAGUUCCUGGAGAACUGAAGCAAGUAUCACCUCCAGAUCAGUUGUACUUUUAUUUGCUUACACUAUUCUGAGGUGGGUCUCUGUCUCUUGGAUCCAAAAGAGUUCAAAUUAAUAAUCAUUUGACAAAAAAUUACCUCCACAUUCCUAAUGAAGUUGUCUUUGAAGAUAAUGUCUUGUGAUCCCCUGGUUGAAGUUAAUUACUGCUUGUGAGCCCCCAUUAACAACGUGUUCCUUUCCCCAUUGCUUGCUUGUAUCAGCUUUGCUGAAGAUCUAUUGGCUGUAGGUGUGCAGCUUUAUUUCUGUGUUCUCUAUUGUGUUCCAUUGGUCUACGUGUCUGUUAUUGUACCAGUGCCGUGCUGUUUUGGUUACUGUGGUCUUAUAGUUUGAAGCCACAUCUGUGUGAUGCUGCUGGCUUUGUUCUUUCUGCUUUGGGUUGCUUUGGCUAUUCAGGCUCUUUCUUUGGUUCCAUCUGAAUUUUAGAAUAGUUGUUUUCUAAUUCUGUGAAAAUGUUCCAACCUCUGUGAAAAAUGAGGUUGGUAGUUUGAUAGGACAGCAUUGAUUCUGUAAAUUGCUUUGGGCAGUAUGGCCAUUUUUAAACUAUAUUGAUUCUUCCAAUCCAUGAACAUGGAAUGUUUUUCCAUUUUUUGGUUUCAUCCCUGAUUUCUUUCUGCCAUGUUUUGUAGUUCUCCUUGUAGAGAUCUUUCACCUCCUUGGUUAGGUGUAUUUUUAAGUAUUUCAGUUUUUUUAUGGCUAUUGUAAAUGGUAUUGGGUUCUUGAUUUGCUCUCAGCUUGAACGUUAUUGGUGUAUAGAAAUGCUCCUAAUUUUUGUGCAUUGAUUUUGUAUCCUGAAACUUGACUAAAGUUGUUUAUCAGUCUAGGAGCUUUUGGCAGAGUCUUCGGGGUUUUCUAGGUAUAAAAUCAUAUCAGCGAAGAGAGCUAGUUUGAUUUCUUUUCCCAGUUGGAUGCCUUUUAUUUAUUUCUCUUGCCUGAUUGCUCUAAGUUGAAUGGGAGCGAUGAGACUGGGCAUCCUCUUCUUAUUCCAGUUCUCAGAAGGAAUAGUUCCAGCUUUUGCUCAUCCAGUAUGAUGUCUGUGGGUUGGUUGUAGAUGGCUCUUAUUAUUUUGAGAUAUGUUCCUUUGAUACCUAGUCUGUUGAGGGGUUUUAUCAUGAGGGAUGUUGGAUUUUAUCCGUAUUCAAUAAAUGGUGUUGGGAUAACUGGCUAGCCCUAUGCAGAAGAAUGAAACUGGACCCCCCACCUUUCACCGUAUAUGAAAAUUAACUCAAGAUGGAUUAAAGAUUUAAAUGUAAGACCUCAAACUGUAAAAAUCCUAGAAGAAAACCUAGGAAAUACCCUUAUCAACAUCAGCCUUGGCAAAGAACUUUUGGCUAAGUCCCCAAAGGCAAUUGCAACAAAACAGAAAUUGGCAAGUGGGGACCUAAUUAAAGCACUCUGCACAGCAAAAGACACUAUCAACAGAGUAAACAGACAACAUACAGAAUUGGAGAAAAUAUUUGCAAACUAGACAUCCAACAAAGAUCUGACAUCCAGAAUCAAUAAGGAACUUAACAAGCAAAAAACAACCCCAUUAAAAAAUGGGUGAAGGACAUGAACAGACACUUCUCAAAAGAAGACAUACAAGCAAUCAACAAACGUGAAAAAAUGCUCAUCACUAAUCAUCAGAGAAAUGCAAAUCAAAACCACAAUAAGAUACCAUCUCACACCAGUUAGAAUGGCUAUUGUAAAGAAGUCUAAUAACAUGCCAGUAAGGUUUCAGAGAAAAGAGAACAUUUAUACACUGUUGUGGGAAUGUAAAUUAGUUCAGUCACUGUGGAAAGCAGUUUGGAGAUUUCUCAAAUAACUUAAAACAGAUCUACCAUUCAACCCAGCAUAUGGGUUUAUUUCCCAAAAGGAAAUAAAUCCUUCUACCAAAAACACAUAUGGUCAUCACAGUGCUAUUCACAGUAGCAAAGACAGAUCAACGUGGCUGCCCAUCAACAGUGGACUGGAUAAAGAAAAUGUGGUACAUAUAAAUCAUGGAGUAUUAGGCAGCCAUAAAAAGAACAAAAUCAUGUCCUUUGCAGCCAGCCACAUGGAUACAGCUGGAAGCCAUAAUCUAAGCAAAUUAAGAACAGAAAACCAAGUACUGCAUGUUCUAACAAAUGGGAGCUAAAUAUUGAGUACCUCAGGAUGCAAAGGUGGGAACAACAGACACUGCAGACUGGAACACUGUGGGUGAGGAGGGCAGAAGGAUAGGUUGAAAAACUACCUAUUGGGUACUAUGCUCACUACCUGGGUGAUGGGAUCUGUACCUCAAACCUCAGCAUCACACAAUAUACCCUUGUAACAAACUUGCACAUUUACCCACUGUUUCUAAAUGAAAAGUUGAAAUAUUUUUUAUUAAAAAACACAAAAGCAA